CUGCAGGGGGGCGGCGCUGUGUUCUAAGCGGGCAUUAAACAGAAGAAGAAGAAACAGUUCCUGCGUGUUUCCGGUUUGGGUUGGAUGACGCUCCUCUGAGAGUUUCAGCUGCUGUUUGAUUAAAGUCACCGAGAGGCGGGAGUGCUACGCCGCCUGCUGCGUCUUUCACCUGUCAGCUGACCUGCUGACUCACUGAGCGUGCUCAGUAGGGGGGUUCCCCUCCACACAGUUUCUGUUGUAACACACAGGUCAGACCGUCGUCAUGGUGUUAGCCGACCUGGGGAGGAAGAUCACCUCGGCGCUGAGGUCCCUCAGCAACGCCACCAUCAUCAAUGAAGAGGUGUUAAACGCCAUGUUGAAGGAGGUGUGUGCUGCUCUGCUGGAGGCCGACGUCAACAUCAAACUCGUCAAACAGCUGAGAGAGAACGUCAAGUCUGCCAUAGAUCUGGAGGAGAUGGCCUCAGGUCUGAACAAGAGGAGGAUGAUCCAACACGCCGUCUUCAAGGAGCUCGUCAAGCUGGUCGACCCUGGGGUGAAAGCCUGGACUCCCACUAAAGGGAAGAACAAUGUCAUCAUGUUCGUUGGUCUGCAGGGCAGUGGGAAGACUACAACCUGCUCCAAGCUGGCGUAUUAUUACCAGAGGAAAGGCUGGAAGACCUGUCUGAUCUGUGCCGACACUUUCAGAGCUGGUGCCUUCGAUCAGCUGAAACAAAACGCCACCAAAGCCAGAAUCCCCUUCUACGGCAGUUACACAGAGAUGGACCCGGUGGUGAUCGCCUCUGAGGGCGUAGAGAAGUUCAAAGGUGAAAACUUUGAGAUCAUCAUUGUGGACACGAGUGGACGACACAAACAGGAAGACUCGCUGUUCGAGGAAAUGUUACAAGUCUCCAAUGCUGUGCAACCAGACAACAUUGUGUAUGUGAUGGAUGCGUCGAUCGGUCAGGCCUGCGAGUCUCAGGCUAAAGCCUUUAAAGACAAAGUGGACGUGGCGUCAGUGAUCGUCACCAAACUGGACGGACACGCCAAAGGAGGAGGAGCUCUAAGCGCCGUGGCAGCCACCAGGAGUCCCAUCAUCUUCAUCGGGACCGGAGAACACAUCGAUGACUUCGAGCCAUUUAAGACUCAGCCGUUCAUCAGCAAACUGCUCGGAAUGGGCGACAUCGAAGGAUUGAUCGACAGAGUGAACGAGCUGAAACUGGAUGAUAAUGAGGAGCUGAUCGACAAACUCAAACACGGUCAGUUCACUCUCAGAGACAUGUACGAGCAGUUUCAGAACAUCAUGAAGAUGGGACCCUUCGGACAGAUCAUGGGGAUGAUUCCCGGCUUCGGUACAGAUUUUAUGAGUAAAGGAAAUGAACAGGAAUCAAUGUCCAGACUGAAGAAACUGAUGACCAUCAUGGACAGCAUGAACGACCAGGAACUGGACAGUAAAGACGGGGCGAAGCUGUUCAGUAAGCAGCCCAACAGGAUCCAGAGAGUGGCUCGGGGGUCAGGAGUCGCCACCAGAGACGUCCAGGAGCUGCUGACCCAGUACACCAAGUUCGCCCAGAUGGUGAAGAAGAUGGGGGGCAUCAAGGGACUGUUCAAAGGAGGAGACAUGUCCAAGAACGUGAACCCGUCUCAGAUGGCCAAACUGAACCAGCAGAUGGCCAAGAUGAUGGACCCCCGAGUCCUGCACCACAUGGGUGGAAUGGCAGGUCUUCAGUCCAUGAUGCGUCAGUUUCAGCAGGGAGCUGCCGGGAACAUGAAAGGCAUGAUGGGAUUCAACAACAUGUGACCGAUGACCAAUCAGCUGCCUUAAAACAUUUUAAAAAGUUAAUGCUCCACCUCCUGACAGGUACAGGUGGAGGGGGCGGGGCUUAGAGAGAGAGCGAGCAGGAAGUGUAGAACAACAAAAUAAAAGGAGGAUGUUUUUGGCUCAGUCCUCGACUGAUCUCUGCUUUUAGACAAAUAAUAAUUUAAAGGAAGAAAAGGUUCAGACUGAUCCUCAGACCUCUGUGGUCCUCAGACUUCUGUAGACCUCAGACCUCUGAUCCUCAGACCUCUGUGGUCCUCAGACCUCUGAUCCUCAGACCUCUGUGGUCCUCAGACCUCUGUAGACCUCAGACCUCUGAUCCUCAGACCUCUGUGGUCCUCAGACCUCUGUAGACCUCAGACCUCUGAUCCUCAGACCUCUGCAGACCUCAGACCUCUGAUCCUCAGACCUCUGUAGACCUCAUACCUCUGGUCCUCUGUCUGAACCGAUGAGGAGCAGGUUGUUUGUUUCUGGGUUUUGUUAAUUUAAUUCUCUUUCAGAAGUUUAUGUGUCAGAUUUAAACAGAGCAGAGUCUGUCCUGAUUGGAUGAGCUGAUGCCACAUGAUGAUGAUGAUCACAUUAGUUAGUGACAGUAUUUUUGUCAUAUAAUAAACAUUUGUAUUUCACCAUUUUAAA
This is a messenger RNA of Lates calcarifer (barramundi perch), 2431 nucleotides long. RefSeq names its product signal recognition particle 54 (gene srp54). The coding region runs from base 263 to 1777 and encodes 504 amino acids. The transcript has 17 exons. Gene Ontology annotation, molecular function: GTPase activity; GTP binding; endoplasmic reticulum signal sequence receptor activity. The record is from RefSeq and is a predicted model, not a curated record. Gene Ontology annotation, cellular component: cytosol; signal recognition particle, endoplasmic reticulum targeting. Lineage: Eukaryota; Metazoa; Chordata; Actinopteri; Centropomidae. Gene Ontology annotation, biological process: SRP-dependent cotranslational protein targeting to membrane; SRP-dependent cotranslational protein targeting to membrane, translocation.